CCCGCCCGCCUGGAGGGGUGGCGCCUGGGUGGGGUUUAGGGUUAGGAGAGGAUGUGACUGCGCGGCCAGGAAGCUUCGGAAAAGUUCUGAUUAAAACACACACACAAAGCCAGGUCCUCGCCCUGCUGGGCGAUGGGCCCCCAGCAGCCGGUGGGACUGGGCCGGGGCUUGCCGAGGGGGUUGCUCCCAAGCACAGGUCAAUGACACCCAUGACCAGCGCUGCUAGCGGGACCGGAACCAGCCUCUGACCCAAUCUGGCAGCCUGACUGACCCACCACAAAGACAGAGAGCGAGUCCUGCCAGCCCUGGGGUCCAGCCUGCUCAGCUGAGGAGCCGUGGAGCCAGGGGUGGCACCGUGCCCGGCUUGCCCGAGGAGGCCCUGGUCAGACCAUGACAGGCGUCUGUGACCGGCCCCCCAACUUCCUCUCCCCAUCUGGAGACCAGACUCUGGGGCCUCCCCUGGGCAGUGUGGUCACGCUGAACUGCACGGCCUGGGUGGUCUCUGCGCCCCAAUGUCCCCUGCUCCUAGUCCGGUGGCUAAAAGACGGGCAGCCGCUGGGCAACGGCAGCCACUAUGACCUUCAUGAGGACUCCUGGGUCAAGGCCAACCUGUCAGAGGUGCUUGUGUCCAGUGUCCUGGGGGUCAACCUGACCAGUGCUGAGGACUACGGGGCCUUCACCUGCUCCAUCCAGAACGUCAGCUCCGCUUCCUUCACUCUCUGGAGAGCUGGCCGCGGGUGUGUCGUUUGGGGCCCUGGGCCGGCGCCUCCAGUGUCUGCAUCGCCCAUGCGUCCCCACCUUGGCCCCCAGACGCCUUCCUCCGAUUUUUGGAAAGAGCUACAGCUGGCGCUGCCACGGAAGGUGCAGUACAGAGCGAUGGAGGGAGACCCCCAGACGCGGCUGCAGGAUGACAAGGACCCCAUGCUGAUUGUGCGGGGCCACGUCCCCGAGGGCCAGGCCCUGGACCCCGAGCUGGACCCCGACCCCGAGGGGGACCUGGGUGUCCGCGGGCCUGUCUUUGGGGAGCCAUCAGCUACGCCGCAUGCAAGCCGGGCCUCGCUAGGAGAGGGCCGGGGCAGCGAGGUGGACGUCUCGGACCUCGGCUCCCGGAACUACAGCGCCCGCACGGACUUCUACUGCCUGGUGUCCAAGGACGACGUGUAGCCGCCCCUCCCCCAUCCCCUGGGAGCCGGACCUGGAGCCCCCUGGGGGCGGGGGUGGCCCUAGUGCCCCUCCUUGUGCCAGAAAAUAAAGUCCUUUUGGACCCUA
Myotis davidii is the source of this 1269-nucleotide messenger RNA. It is a transcript of the gene SIGIRR, whose product is annotated as single immunoglobulin and toll-interleukin 1 receptor (TIR) domain. The transcript has 6 exons. The record is from RefSeq and is a predicted model, not a curated record. The coding region runs from base 391 to 1164 and encodes 257 amino acids. Lineage: Eukaryota; Metazoa; Chordata; Mammalia; Chiroptera; Vespertilionidae.